AUGGUAGAUACGAAAUGUCCCCAGUGUGACGGCGAGCUUCAAAAAUGUUUGAUCCAGCAGAACUACAGUUUGGUCCUUUGCACGAAUUUGAAAUGUAGCUAUCCGUUCAAUGAGCGUGAAGUUAUGGACAACAUUGUAUAUACCAAAGAUUCACAGAUAUUAGAUGCAGCAAAGAAACGGCUUCGAAAAGAAGAGCAGGAGGACAAGAAGAAACCGUAG
Messenger RNA from Lachancea lanzarotensis, 219 nucleotides. RefSeq names its product LALA0S02e04302g1_1. The record is from RefSeq and is a predicted model, not a curated record. The transcript has a single exon. Bases 1 to 219 code for a protein of 72 amino acids. Lineage: Eukaryota; Fungi; Ascomycota; Saccharomycetes; Saccharomycetales; Saccharomycetaceae.